AUGUAUCUGUGGAGCAUAGACAUUGACGCAGUGCUGGUGGCCAUGUCCUGCUUUGCCCUGCUGUGUGAGGAAGCAGACAUCCGCUGUGUGUGGGACGAGGUCACUGCUACCGUCACCUACCUGCUGCCCAACUACCACGUCUACCAGGAGCUUGCCGCGGCCUCUACCAUACUCACGACUGGCUAUAUGGAGGCCGUCAUGGUCAAGGUGUCCGCCCCUAACAGUGCCUUGCCCCCCAGGCCGCUGCCUCAAGCGCAUCAUGGCACUGCUGCGCAGGAUGAACGCUGGACCCCAGGCUGCCUGCAGGCGUGGGAGGACACCUUCAUCAACUGGGAGUCCUCCACCAAGAUGCUCGUGUCCUACCCCAAGGCUAAGCUGGAGGAGGGGCAGAUAUCCGAUAGCUUCCACCGCACCGUUUGCAAGCGCCGGCCCUCUCACCAAAGCACCGAGCACGAGAUGGAGAUUCAGGAUCAGGUUAACGAGUGGGCCAACAUGACGGGCUUCCUGUGCGCCCUCGGAGGAGUGUGUCUGCUGGGGAAGUCACCGUCGCGUGCACAGGGGGGAGCUGGCGCACUCAUGGGGGAUGUGCGCAAGCCGGCGGCCCUUCCCAACACCAACCAGGAGAUGCAGUACUGCCCCGUGACACAGUUCGUGGGUCACCUCCUGAAGCUGCUGGUUUGCCACAAUGAGAAGUUCGGGACCCAGAUCCAGAAACACGUCAAGGAGCUGGUUGGCCACGAAAUGUCACCCCUCCUCUACCCCAUCCUCUUUGACCAGACCAAGGUUAUCGUGGACAAGUUCUUCGACCAGCAGGGGCAGGUCAUAGUGAGUGACGUCAACACACAGUUCAUCGAGCACAUCAUCUUCAUCAUGAAAAAUGUAUUGGAGAACAAGACUGACCACCCCUCAGAGCACCUCGGGGUCACCUCCAUUGAACCCAUGAUGCUGGCCAUUGUCAGGUAUGUGCGUCACCUGGACAUCACGGUGUACACGCUGCACAUCAAGACCAAGCUGUGUCAGUUGGUGGAGGUCAUGAUGCAGCGCCGGGAUGACCUCGCCUUCAGACAGGAGAUGAAGUUCCGCAACAAGAUGGUGGACUACCUCACGGACUGGGUCAUGGGCAACUCACACCAGAUAGCGCCCUCGGGGACCAUCGACGUGGCCUCCGUGUCAAACCUCUACAGCUCCUACGACAUCACCGGGUGCUGUCGUGACCUGGACCAGGCGUGCAUGGAGGCGGUGGCGGCGCUGCUGAGGGGCCUCCCGCUGCAGCCCGAGGAGAGCGACCGCGGCGACCUGAUGGAGGCGAAGUCACAGCUGUUCCUCAAGUACUUCACACUCUUCAUGAACCUCCUCAACGACUGCAUGGAAGCCCAAGAGGUUGAGAAGGACAUCAGCCGUCAGCGCGUCCAGCCCGGCAAGCUGUCCACUCUGCGCAACGCCACCAUCCAGGCCAUGUCCAACCUGCUGUCCGCCAACAUUGACUCUGGCCUAAUGCACUCCAUCGGCCUGGGCUACCACACGGACCUGCAGACACGAGCCGCCUUCAUUGAGUGUGGCGUCGGGGGAACCUUGCCGCCCGCUGCAGCUUCCCUGAGGUUCCUGACCUCACCCACCCCAGUGGUGGGCAGCGGAGGCUGCAAGGCCGGGCAGCAGCCUGAGUGGCGGGACCAGCAGGAACACUGUCACUGCUGUUUGCCCGAGACCCGCGCACCCAUUACCUGGACCAGCGGGGUGACCACCACUUCAGGAGCCCCAGGGACCCUCAGCCAGGGCGACGCACGGGACUCAAGGUAUGUGCGUCACCUGGACAUCACGGUGUACACGCUGCACAUCAAGACCAAGCUGUGUCAGUUGGUGGAGGUCAUGAUGCAGCGCCGGGAUGACCUCGCCUUCAGACAGGAGAUGAAGUUCCGCAACAAGAUGGUGGACUACCUCACGGACUGGGUCAUGGGCAACUCACACCAGAUAGCGCCCUCGGGGACCAUCGACGUGGCCUCCGUGUCAAACCUGUACAGCUCCUACGACAUCACCGGGUGCUGUCGUGACCUGGACCAGGCGUGCAUGGAGGCGGUGGCGGCGCUGCUGAGGGGCCUCCCGCUGCAGCCCGAGGAGAGCGACCGCGGCGACCUGAUGGAGGCGAAGUCACAGCUGUUCCUCAAGUACUUCACACUCUUCAUGAACCUCCUCAACGACUGCAUGGAAGCCCAAGAGGUUGAGAAGGACAUCAGCCGUCAACGCGUCCAGCCCGGCAAGCUGUCCACUCUUCGCAACGCCACCAUCCAGGCCAUGUCCAACCUGCUGUCCGCCAACAUUGACUCUGGCCUAAUGCACUCCAUCGGCCUGGGCUACCACAAGGACCUGCAGACACGAGCCGCCUUCAUUGAGGUUCCAAUCCACGACCGAACUAGCCCCCUAAAGCACACCAGCUGA
This is a messenger RNA of Eriocheir sinensis (Chinese mitten crab), 2433 nucleotides long. RefSeq names its product neurofibromin-like. NCBI's taxonomy places the organism in Eukaryota, Metazoa, Arthropoda, Malacostraca, Decapoda, Varunidae. The record is from RefSeq and is a predicted model, not a curated record. Bases 1 to 2433 code for a protein of 810 amino acids. The transcript is spliced from 16 exons.